Messenger RNA from Rubroshorea leprosula, 1124 nucleotides. The record is from the annotation of a GenBank genome assembly. NCBI's taxonomy places the organism in Eukaryota, Viridiplantae, Streptophyta, Magnoliopsida, Malvales, Dipterocarpaceae.
UGCAUCUUUGUUAUGGAUUUUUAUCUGUGUUUGGGCAUAUUACCAAAUUUCUCACAUGAAAGGCUUACUUAGACAAAACUAUUUGGUUUUAGUAAUAUUGAAGUUAGCAGCUAACGGUGGACUAUCAUUAAUGGAUAUUCUUUUCUUUUUGCCCUCUUGGUGUAAGGAAAUUCAGGUGGUCCUCUUGUUAAUGUUGGCGGAGAAAUUGUUGGCAUCAAUAUAAUGAAAGUCAUAAUAGCAGAUGGGUUGAGUUUUGCGGUACCUAUUGACUCGGUUAUCAAAAUCAUAGAGCACUUCAAGAAGAGUGGGUAUAUUCUGAUUUUCUGUGUGGAACUAUUUAGGUGCCUAGAUACAAAUGCAUUGCAUACAUAUAUGAUAUGAUAUUCAGAGCAUUUUUGGUUGAUGGAAUGGUUAUUCCUUGGUCAAAAUAUAAAAUAAGGUAAAUUAGAUGGAGAGCGUAGCAAAUUAGGAAUGCCAAUUCCAUGCUUUUACAACUCUUCUUCAAGUAAGUUGGAAGGAGGAAGAAAUGGCUAAUCAUGUCUCCCCCAAGGUUUCAUCUAUUUCUUCUUCACACUCCUUAGAAGAAAAAAUUGGUGCAAGCAUGGAAUAGCUGCUCCUAAUGUGUUGUCCUCUCUAUCUAAUUUACCUUACUGAAGGAAGAUAACUAUUUUGAUGAACAUUUUGAAAAUUUAUUACCUUUAAGAACAUAUUUGAAAAUUAUGUUGUGAUGGUGGGUUGUUUAGGGGUGAUGGUGAAACUUGAAGGUCUUAAAUCAGCUAGCAUAUUGAGAUAUAAAAUUGUUAAUAUUGAAAAAUUUACACGUAUUCGAAGGUUUUUAUUUACCAUCAGAUCAUCCAUAAAGUGAGAUGUCAAACCACAGAAGGCCAUGUUGUAGAGGAGAGUCGUUCGGCCUUGGCUUGGAUUUAAAAUGCUUGAUCUUAAUGACAUGAUCAUUGCUCAACUUAAAGAGAGAGAUGUCACAUUUUCUAAUGUCAAAAAAGGUGUCCUCGUAGCUAUGGUAUGUUUUCUUCCCAUUUUGUUGUGUUUCUGACUUUCUGUAUAUGCCAGCUAUAUGGUAUUAAUGAUCUUGUUCCUGACCAUUUCAAUAUAUACAGGAGUCUUUG